Molecule: messenger RNA, 1280 nt
Organism: Medicago truncatula (barrel medic)
Lineage: Eukaryota; Viridiplantae; Streptophyta; Magnoliopsida; Fabales; Fabaceae
Exons: 6
Coding region: 71-1045 (324 amino acids)
Source: RefSeq, a predicted model, not a curated record
UCACACACACCUCUUGAUACAAUACAAUACAAUUUGCAUCACCCAUUGUAAUUUGCACCCCCUUGUGAUUAUGGUGCUAGUUGUAGCUAAACCCAAUCUCAUUUCCUGCAACUUUCCAUCUCUUAAAACCAAAAAAUCAAUUCAACCCCACAUAACAGUAGUGGCCUCGGGAUGUUGUUGCAGAUUAAGUUCCUUUAAACCUUUAGUAGCAAUGAAAACCCCUUUUGUUGCUGCUACUACAUCAUUUCGGAGAAAGAGUAGUAGUAGUAGUAUUGUGAUUUGCAAUGAUUCCAACAAACAGAAUAGCAGUGUUGAGGAGAAGGAGGAGGUUAAAAGAGAUUGGACAACCUCAAUUUUACUCUUUCUCUUAUGGGCUGCACUUAUCUACUAUGUUUCUUUUCUCUCCCCAAACCAGACUCCGUCGAGGGACAUGUAUUUCUUGAAAAAGCUAUUGAAUUUGAAAGGCGAUGAUGGUUUUAGAAUGAAUGAAGUGCUUGUUUCUGAAUGGUAUAUAAUGGGUUUCUGGCCUUUGGUAUAUAGCAUGCUGUUACUUCCCACUGGAAGAAGCUCAAAAAGCAGUGUUCCCGUAUGGCCCUUCCUGUCUGCUUCAUUUUUCGGUGGCAUAUAUGCGCUUCUUCCUUAUUUUGUGCUCUGGAAACCUCCACCGCCUCCUGUAGAAGAAGCAGAGCUCAAAACAUGGCCAUUAAAUUUUUUGGAAUCAAAAAUCACUGCAAUGAUAUUGCUUGCUUCGGGGAUAGGCAUCAUAAUUUACGCUGGUUUAGCUGGGGAAGAUGUGUGGAAAGAAUUUUUCCAGUACUGCAGGGAAAGCAAAUUUAUCCAUAUUACGUCCAUUGAUUUUACUUUACUCUCAACAUUGGCACCAUUUUGGGUUUACAAUGAUAUGACUGCUAGAAAGUGGUUUGACAAAGGUUCUUGGCUUCUUCCAGUAUCAUUGAUACCUUUGCUGGGGCCUGCUUUAUACAUUCUCCUACGGCCCUCACUGUCAACCUCUGCCGUUGCACAAAGUCCUGCUGAGUCAGAGUGAAUCCAUCUGACACGGCCAAUGAAUAUGAAUACACAUUUUUAAUGCAAUAAGAAUUCGAAAUUGGCUGUUUGGUUUGGUUGAGAAUGAAGUUUCAUUCUACAAAGUCCACAGCAUAAUUAUAGUAUGUCACCACAUUUUCACUUGUCCAUAACAAUAUUGACAUCCAUUUAGGCAUAAUCUUUGCAGAGAAACUUGUCUUCUUCUUUUGCUGUAUGUAAUAAUUCCUUGGAGAGAA